AUGUCCACAUUCCUCGUCGUCCAAGCAACGGGAGGCCAAAGCCAGUGGGUCAUCACCCAUUUGCUCAAAUCCGGCGCCAAAGUCCACGCACUGGUCCGGGACGUCAACAAGCCCCUGCCGGCCAUCCUCAAGGCCGAGGGAGUAACGCUCUUCCAAGGCGAGGCCCUCGACUCCGACGCCGUCUACGCCGCCGCCAAGGGCACGACGGGCGUGUUUCUCAACACCUUCACGUCCCAGACCGAGAUCAAGCAGGCCGAGAGCGUGAUCGAGGGCGCGAGGCGCGCCGGCGUCGAGACCAUUGUCGCCUCAACCGCCAUCGGCUCCGGCGACAAGACGGUACUCGAGUCAGAGCACACCAAGAACAGCGGGCUGCACAUGUACUACGUCAACAAGAACGGCAUCGAGGAGGCCGUCAAGAAGGGCGGCUUCAAGAGCUGGACCAUCCUGCACCCGGCCUACAUCCACUUUGACAUCUUCACGCCCAGGAACGCCUUCAACUUUCCGCGCAUGCCCCAGGGCAUCCUGGACCACGUGCUCGACGCCGGGCGCAAGAUUGCUCACACCGACGCCUCCGACAUUGGCCGGUACGCCACGGCGGCGCUGACGGACCCCGCAAAGUUCAACGGGGAGAUCGUGGAGCUGGGCCUGGCCAUGGACUGCGACGAGAUGGCCGCAGGCCUGUCCAAGGUCAGCGGCAAAAAUGUCGAGGCGGUCAGGUACACGUUUGAGGAGGCGCGGAAGGCGGGCGUGUUCCAGUUCGGCAUGGCGUUCCAGCUGCUGGCCAACGGAUUCGACUUUAGCGAUCUUGCUGGCGCUGGGCUGAGGAACCAGGAGAAGUAUGGGAUGGGUCUCAUGACGUUUGAGGAGUCGAUGGUCAGAGACAAGGAGGAGCUCAUGUCUACUCUUGUCGCGGUUAACUAG
Molecule: messenger RNA, 921 nt
Organism: Pyricularia oryzae 70-15
Lineage: Eukaryota; Fungi; Ascomycota; Sordariomycetes; Magnaporthales; Pyriculariaceae
Product: NmrA family protein
Exons: 1
Coding region: 1-921 (306 amino acids)
Source: RefSeq, a predicted model, not a curated record